Molecule: messenger RNA, 3060 nt
Organism: Amphibalanus amphitrite
Lineage: Eukaryota; Metazoa; Arthropoda; Thecostraca; Balanomorpha; Balanidae
Product: protein lozenge-like
Exons: 6
Coding region: 290-1690 (466 amino acids)
Biological process (GO): regulation of DNA-templated transcription
Cellular component (GO): nucleus
Molecular function (GO): DNA-binding transcription factor activity, RNA polymerase II-specific; ATP binding; RNA polymerase II cis-regulatory region sequence-specific DNA binding
Source: RefSeq, a predicted model, not a curated record
GAUACACCGAUCGUCACAGACGGACCACGGCCACACCAUACACCAAUUAUAUGCAAAUUACACUGAGCGACGGGGACCGGCGCUACGUCCAGCGCGCAUGCGCGUCGCGGGCGGGUGAGUCAGUGGCGGCGGCGCGGUUGCGGCUGCGGCUGCGGUGCGGUCGUCAUUCAUAGUGGUGCCGCCGCCGCGCGUGUAGGUGGGAGGCCGUGCCGCGCCGCUGCAGUGCAACCCGUGCUCUCUCGCGCCCGCGUCCGGCCGUCGGUGCGAGGCCGCCGGUGCCGCGCCCCCGAUGCAUCUGACGGAGGACCUGCUGUUCGCCGGCUACCAGGAGCGUCAGCGCGGCGCGAUCAUGAGCGGCGUGGCUCCCGAGCUGUACCUGAGUGAGCGCACCUACAACCAGGUGGCCACCGAGCACGGCCACGAGCUGGUGCGCACCGGGUCGCCGUGUUUCGUGUGCACCUGCCUGCCGGCCCACUGGCGCUCCAACAAGACGCUACCGGUGGCGUUCAAGGUGAUCGCGCUCGGUGAGGUGGCCGACGGCACCGCCGUCACCCUGCGCGUCGGAAACGACGAAAACCCCUGCGGCGAGCUGCGCAACAACAUGGCCUUCAUCAAGAACCAGGUGGCCAAAUUCAACGACCUGCGCUUCGUCGGACGCAGCGGCAGAGGGAAGAGCUUCAACCUGACCAUCCAGAUCUCGACAUCACCUCCUCAGAUAAUGACGUACAACAAGUGCAUGAAAGUCACCGUCGACGGACCUCGGGAACCACGCAGCAAAACUCGACAGCACCAGUACCGGGCCUACGGCAUCGGGCAGCGGCCGUUCCUGGACACACGGUUCUCGGACCACCUCAGGGACCUGGAGCAUUACCGGCGCAAGUCAGACGGACUGCCGUUCAAGGUGCACGGCGCGCCGGCCGCCACACCAGAAGCCAGUCAACUGCUGCAGGAGUCAACAGGCCACUGGGGCGGCUACGCGCCGUCGCCCUACUCGUACCUGCCAGGCGGCCUAGCGGGCAGCGCGGCGGCCCUGCAGGGCGCCGGGUACUCGCCGGCAGCGGCGCUCACCUACCAGACGGCCGGACAGGAGGGUUCCGGCGCGCUGGAGCACCACCUGCCAGCCGUGCUGUCAGACCCGGCCCAGCAAGCGACCCCAUCUCAGCAGCAACAGCAGCAGCAACAGCAACAGCAGCAACAACAACAACAGCAGCAGCAGCAGCACGACGGCCAGCCGCCGGUGGGCUCGUUUACACCGCCCGGCUUCAAGUCCGAGCCGGAGGGGGGUGGCGCGCCGGCGGCUGGCGAUGUCUCUCCGCCCCGCUCCGACGGCUUCCCGUCGUCGGCGGCGGCCGGCUCGGGCUACUCGGCGGCCGGCGCGUACGGCGGCUACCAGGCGGCGGCGGCAGCGGCCGCGGCGCCCUCCUACCUGGGCGCGGCGCCGCUCAUGCUGUACCCGCACCUGUACCAGGGCCAGCUGGCGGCGCACGGCGGCGAGCAGCGCGACGGCUCCGGCGGGGUGGCCGCCGGCCAGUACCGUCCCGCCGGUGAGCAGCACUACCCGGCCGACUGGGCGCACCAUCAGCACCAGCAGGCCAUGGGCGCCGACGGCCUGGACGCCAGGUACCGGGCCGGCGCCGGCGAUCCGUCCGUCUGGAGACCCUACUCGUGGCCGUCUGAGCACCGUCAGUAGCCGGUAGUGAGCGGGGCGCCGGCGACCACCGCUGCCACUCACCGCACGCCGCCGCCCCGUCAGACACCCGCGCUGGCACAGCGGCUCGCACCACUCCCGGAAAUCAAAGAGUCUUAUCUGUUGACGUUUUGAUCAUGUAGUCGGUAAAUUUUCUCUCCAUGACUUAGCCCGUAAGUGGCGUUGUUAGUACCUACUAGAACCGCUAUAGCAUCAAAAAUCAAAAGAGUGUACUGUGUAGGUAAUUCUGGUACGCGUCAUCCGAAAAGUCGCAAAAGGCAAAUAACUGACACCACAUGAUGUAUUCAUACGAGUGUGAAAUCCCACCAAUGUGAAAUAAUCUAAUGCUACGAUUUUUUAGUGAUAUCGAGAGGACAGCUGGCAUCGCCGAUGUAAAUCAAAGCGUCGAGUGUCUGUCAUUCAUAGGUCGUAUUUCACCGUUGAAACAGCUGGGCUGAUUUUUACUGCCUGGUGCGUCAGGAGCCGCCGGAGGCAGGGUGUUUCGUGAAGCCUGAUGCGUAAGGUGCAGUGCCGACCGGUGCGUCAGAUUUGUUCUUCUGCUCUUAUGUUUCACUAAGCUGACCCGGCGACUUUGUGCACCAAGAGCAGUCCGAUGCGUCAGUGGGGAGCUGGAAGUGCCUGGUGCCGACCAGCCGGGAUUUUCCGAAAGGAGGGGAGGGGGAGGGGGCGGCCCGUCGUCCGCCACAUACAGCCGUCCCUGUGUGCCUGUUGAUUCAUGGCUAUGUGCGAUUGUGUUCUUCCCGAGAUAGUCGAGUUAGUGUGAUGGUACAGACGGAUGCAAUUCGGCUUCAGUUGGGGGCGGCAAGUGGAGCCGUUCCUGAGGUAAGAGUUCCUGAGGGCCGACCGGCCGGCCCUAGCGGUAAUCGGUCGCCGCCGGCUGCAGUUUCAGACCGGGCCGGCGGCGCACCCCGUACCCAGCGGCCCAGCGCGCGCGCCGCCGGUCACAGCCACCGCCGCCGUUGUUGUAUAUGUAUUUAGCGUGAGCCGGCCGUGGCAUUCAGUUCCUCACGUACAUUGCCGCUACUGUACAGUCAGUCCAAAGAACUAUUAGCGGUCGCGGGCGACAAUCGUACGUCCAAAAAUGCUUACAUGCAUGGACAACUGUGCUGAUCUGGCCGCGAGCGAUUAUGUUAGUUGUGUGUUUGCGUAUAUAUCGAGUUGGGAAUAUGCCGAUUGUUAGUGUACGUGUAUGAGUCUGCGUAUUUCUGUGCAUGCAUGCAGGUGGAGAUGACUGUUGGGUGUGUGGGUGUCUGUGCAUUCAUACGGUCGUAUUUAUUCAGCACAUGACUGGUGCGCCCGCCGACUGGGCGGCUGAGCUGUUUGUGUUCGAGCAUAAUAAACCGAACAUUUUA